AUGCUUUCCAAGACUAUUAUUUCUCUCCUCAUUGGGGCAGUAAGCUUUGUGCAAGCUUCUCCUGUACCAGAUACCUUGAACGAGAAACGCACUUGCGGAACCCAGCUUUUCCCAAAUCAACUCGUACAACUCUCCCAAGCAAAUUCCAAUACCGCGUAUCCAAACACAUGGAAUACGGACAAAUCCGUCAAGAUCAGUCAAGAUAUUGAUGGGAAUGGCAAUCCUACCAACCAGUUCUGGGAACUAAUUUCGUUUCCCGCGCUCCCAGCCGGAUCCUACGGUUGUUCACUCACCCUCACUUUCCCUUCCGAUUACCCACCAACCAUUACUGGUGUAUCCCCAGCCCUCAAUGUCUACACUGCUUCUACACCUCUUCCCGAUACUCCAACAUUCAACAAUAUCAGUCCUAAAAUCAAUACUGGGAUUUUUGGUACUGUUACUCCUGCUGGUGGACACAGUGUUGUGAUUAAUUCUGGGAAUUGUAAUGGAGGUAGUGGACAGGGAUUAGCUUUUGUAUUUAGAUAUGCGGAUUGGGUUCGUGGACAGGGAAGUGUGAGUUGGACUGAGUAUGUUAAUGCUUUGAAUGGAGCGGGUGCUAGGGGUGUUUAUUUGAAUUAUAAUUGUUAG
Sclerotinia sclerotiorum 1980 UF-70 is the source of this 627-nucleotide messenger RNA. RefSeq lists its product with no specific name. NCBI's taxonomy places the organism in Eukaryota, Fungi, Ascomycota, Leotiomycetes, Helotiales, Sclerotiniaceae. The record is from RefSeq and is a predicted model, not a curated record. The coding region runs from base 1 to 627 and encodes 208 amino acids. The transcript has 2 exons.